Messenger RNA from Arachis ipaensis, 1346 nucleotides. Its product is annotated as peroxidase N. Lineage: Eukaryota; Viridiplantae; Streptophyta; Magnoliopsida; Fabales; Fabaceae. Gene Ontology annotation, biological process: hydrogen peroxide catabolic process; response to oxidative stress. Gene Ontology annotation, molecular function: peroxidase activity; heme binding. The record is from RefSeq and is a predicted model, not a curated record.
GUAACUCGUAUCUUUUUUUAUAAAUGAUUAAGCCUUCGUUGCUUAUUGAAUUAAAUCUUAGCUUAGCUUGUUAUACAAAGUAACAAACACCAUGAAGAGGGGAUGUAGCUGUUACAUUUGGGCCAUGAGUAUGUUGGUGUUGUUUUUGGGAACAAGGUCCCAACUCACAACAGAUUUCUAUAACACAACAUGCCCUAACCUUUUCAAAGUGGUAAGGAGACAGGUUCAAAAUGCCCUCAUGAAUGAGAUGAGAAUGGGUGCUUCUUUGCUUCGUCUCCACUUUCAUGAUUGCUUUGUAAAUGGUUGUGAUGGAUCAAUAUUGCUAGAUGGAGGUAACGAUAUUGAAAAGUUAGCGGGUCCAAACUUGAAUUCUGUAAGAGGAUUUGACGUUGUAGAUACAAUCAAAAGUUCUGUGGAGGCUGCAUGUAGUGGAGUUGUAUCUUGUGCUGAUAUAUUAGCCAUAACCGCUAGAGAUGCUGUUUUCCUUAGCGGUGGUCCGUUUUGGAACGUUUUAUUGGGUCGACGAGAUGGGACAAUUUCAAAUGGAACAUUGGCAAGUCAAGUUCUUCCAACUCCAUUUGAUCCAUUGAAUACUAUUAUUUCAAAGUUCACUAAUGCAGGCCUCAAUCUCACUGAUGUUGUUGCUUUAUCAGGUGCUCAUACUAUUGGGAGAGGAAGGUGUGUACUAUUUAGCAAUAGAUUAUUCAACUUCUCAGGAACAGGUUCACCAGAUCCAACACUAGACACUAGCAUGCUUUCAGAUCUACAAAGUUUGUGUCCCCAAAAUGGUGAUGGAAACACAACUGCUCCACUUGAUAGGAACUCCAUAGAUCUAUUUGACAACCACUAUUUCAAGAACCUACUCAACUCCAAGGGCCUUCUUAGUUCUGACCAGAUACUCUUCUCUAGUGAUGAGGCUGUUUCAACUACUAAGGCUUUGGUCCAAACCUAUAGCAAUAAUUCUGCACUUUUCUUUGCAGAUUUUGCUAAUUCUAUGAUCAGGAUGGGGAAUAUCAAUCCUAAGACUGGCUCUGAUGGAGAGAUUAGGAAUACUUGCAGGGCCAUAAAUUCCUAGUAUAUAUUUGCCAUUAUAUGUAUCAUGGUUAAUUAAUUAGCAAAAGAUGUGAAAUAAAGUAGAAACUUGAUGUGAAGUUGAUAAUUGAGAGUCGUUAAAUAAUUUGACAAGUUUGGCUGAAUUGUUAUCUAACGAUUCUCAACUAUCAACUUCAUAUGAAGUUAAGUGAAUUUCCACCGUGAAACAAUAAUAACAAGAUGAAGAUCAUCAUGAUCAAUAGUGUAGUUUAGUUUUAUUUGGUAUUGGUGUCUUGUUAUGUUGUUCAUGUUCA